AUGACAGGUGUUCGAAGUCUUAAAGACAAACUGUCAACGCCUGAAGGGACAAAACGAGUGUUAAGUUCAUUAAAACUCACUCCAAAAUCAAAAAUUGAUGAGUGUACUCAAACGAAAGACCAGUCUGAGGAAUUUGACGUGAAGAUAGUAGUGAAGUACGGUGGUGUUGAAAGAUUAAAGAUUAUCAAAGAGGAACACGAGCAGGCAGUUUUAAAGUCAUUGCUGAAUAAUGCCUCACCUCGAAAAGUGCUGAAGAAUUUAAGUUUGAAUGAAAAUUACAAGAAGGAAACGUUUGAAAUUGUUAAAAAUGUGAUAUUAAAUGAAAUAAAACAUAUUUCAAAAAAGGAUAAUGAAAUAGUCAAAGGACAUGCAUCCAACAAUGAACAACUUAUAAUAUUUGACUUGAAAUGUACAAGUCAGCAGCUCCAACUAAAGGCACCAUAUCUGUAUUCAGUAUUUAGCAGUGUUGUUGGCUUGCAAAAGAAGAAAAAUCUACCGCAUAUGCUUACAUCCCUUGCUGUACUUUUGUAUGGAAGAUCACAUACCAUUAACCAGUUGCAAUACAUACUAGGCUUAAUUCUCCAAAAAUGUGACUUGAACAGAGAGGGAAUGAAUAUCAUUCAUGACUUGGGAAGAACAAUUUCCCCUACAAGUCUACACAAGAAAACAAAAAAUCUUGUGAAGCAGCAAGAAAAUCGACUCCAUUCAACGAUGGCAUCUUAUGUUGAGGAGAAUGAAAGCAGGCAUAAGAUGGGGAAUGAAAUGCUGCAGAAGAACAAAUGGAUGCAGAGGAAGUUACAUUUACAUAUUACAAGUUUUCCCAAUUAUAUUGAGCACAUGUAUAUGGACCAAAUGAGAAAGAAAUCUGUUUUUCUGAACUGUGAUUUAGUAGAUGCCAGUGAGAAUAGCUCACAAGAAAAAAUAGAAAUUAUCCAAGAGUUCAUCAACUUGCUGUUCCACAUGUUAGGGGAAAUUCUGAAAAAAAAUGUUUUGGAAAAGGUAGUUUUUGGUGAGGAUGUCCUGACAAACGAAAGGGCAUUUAGUGCUCAAGAAGCAAUGCAGAACAGCCCUUCUGAGUACGAGUCUUUAUUGGGAGUAAUUCACAGACCAGAGGGUCUGCAUAGAGAGAUGAACUUCCUUCUGGGAAUUUAUCAGCUCUUCUACAAAGGGAAAAGCAGUGCAGAUAAAGGGUCUUUAUACCAGUUGCGGAAUCUGAUUAAUAGACGAAAUGUUUCUGGAACUGAAGAAGUCAAUUCAAGCUACAGGUAUUGCUAG
This is a messenger RNA of Ostrea edulis (European flat oyster), 1275 nucleotides long. RefSeq lists its product as uncharacterized. The record is from RefSeq and is a predicted model, not a curated record. Bases 1 to 1275 code for a protein of 424 amino acids. The transcript has 6 exons. Lineage: Eukaryota; Metazoa; Mollusca; Bivalvia; Ostreida; Ostreidae.